Molecule: messenger RNA, 2349 nt
Organism: Vicia faba (fava bean)
Lineage: Eukaryota; Viridiplantae; Streptophyta; Magnoliopsida; Fabales; Fabaceae
Source: the annotation of a GenBank genome assembly
AUGGAGAUCCCAAAACCCCUCUCCCAAUCCGAUGCAUACGUCCAUCUUCUCCAAUCAGCCAUCAAAUCCCGAGACUCCUCCACCGGAAGAUUCAUCCACGCUCGAAUCAUCAAACACGGCCUUCAGCUCAGCGCCUUCUUGAUGAACAACCUCCUCAAUUUCUAUUCCAAAACCUCCUCUUUCACAGACGCUCACCGUCUGUUCGCUGAAAUGCCACUCAAAACCACAUUCUCAUGGAACAUUCUUCUCGCUUCCUAUGCCAAAGGUGGCAACAUAGAAACUGCACGCCGUUUGUUUGAUGAAAUUCCUCAACCAGAUUCCGUCUCAUGGAAUUCCAUGAUAGUGGGUUAUAACCAAAUGGGUCUUUUUUAUACCUCUAUUUACACGUUUCUGAAAAUGAUUUCCUCUGGAGUUUCGCCGAACCAGUUCACGUUUACUAAUGUUCUUGCUUCCUGUGUUGCGACUGGAACGUUGGAUAUUGGUAACAAGGUUCAUUCCUUUGUUGUGAAACUCGGGUUGACUGGUGUGGUUCCUGUUGCUAAUUCGUUGCUUAAUAUGUAUGCAAAGUCGGGUGAUUCGGCAAUGGCGAAGGUUGUUUUUGAUCGAAUGAGGCUAAGAGAUAAAUCGACUUGGAAUAUUAUGAUUUCAAUGCAUAUGCAGUUUGGUCGACUCGACACUGCUCUUGCGCUCUUUUAUCAAAUGACUGAUCGAGAUAUUGUCUCGUGGAAUUCCAUUAUCGCAGGUUACUGUCAUCAGGGAUAUGACGUCAAAGCUCUGGAAACAUUUUCUUAUAUGUUUAGGAGUUCAUCUUUAAAGCCGGAUAAGUUCACCUUGGGCAGUGUUUUGUCGGCCUGUGCUAAUCUUGAAAGCUUGAAACUUGGGAAGCAACUCCAUGCAUUUAUUGUAAGAGCUGAUAUUGAUAUCUCCGGGGCAUUGGGGAAUGCCCUUAUCUCGAUGUAUGCCAAAUCUGGUGCAGUGAAAAUUGCUCGAACAAUUGUAGAAUUAAGAGGCACUUCGAGUCUUAAUGUUAUAGCAUUCACAUCCCUUUUGAAUGGCUAUGUCAAAAUUGGGGAUGUAAACCCGGCGAGAGAGAUAUUUGAUUCGUUGAAAUGUCGCGAUGUAGUUGCAUGGACUGCCAUGAUUGUAGGUUAUGCACAGAAUGGCUUACUUAACGAUGCUUUGGAGCUAUUUAGAUUGAUGAUUACAGAAGGCACAAGGCCAAACAGUUAUACUCUAGCAGCUUUACUGAGUGUCUUUUCAAGCUUGGCUUCUUUGGAUCAUGGUAAGCAGCUUCAUGCAACUGCAAUAAGAUUGGAAGAAGUGUCAUCGGUUUCUGUGGGUAAUGCUUUAAUUACCAUGUACUCGAGAUCUGGAUGUAUCAAAGAUGCAAGGAAAGUAUUCAAUCAAAUAUGCACUGAAAGGGAUACAUUGACUUGGACUUCCAUGAUUAUAGCUCUAGCUCAACAUGGUCUGGGAAACAAGGCCAUAGAGCUGUUUGAAGAGAUGCUGAAAUCUAACUUAAAGCCUGAUCAUAUUACUUACGUUGGUGUAUUGUCUGCCUGUACGCAUGUGGGAUUGGUAGAGCAGGGUAAGCGUUACUUUAAUUUGAUGAAAAACGUUCAUCGCAUUGAACCUACCCCUAGCCACUACGCAUGUAUGAUUGACCUGUUUGGACGUGCUGGAUUGAUGGAAGAUGCAUACAAUUUUAUAAUAAGCAUGCCUAUUGAACCAGAUGUUAUAGCGUGGGGUUCGCUUUUGUCUUCUUGCAGGGUUCACAAAAACAUGGAUUUGGCUAAAGUGGCAGCUGAAAAAUUGCUUCUUAUUGAUCCCAACAAUAGCGGUGCUUACUCGGCGCUUGCUAAUACUCUCUCAGCUUGUGGUAAAUGGGAGGAUGCUGCUAAGAUUAGAAAGUUAAUGAAAGUCAGGGAAGUGAAGAAAGAACAAGGGUUCAGUUGGGUUCAAAUCCAAAACAAAGUACAUAUUUUUGGGGUUGAAGAUGCGCUUCACCCACAAAGAGAUGCGAUAUACAGAAUGAUGUCAAAAAUAUGGAAGGAGAUAAAGAAAAUGGGUUUUACUCCAGACACUGAUUCUGUAUUACAUGACCUAGAGCAAGAAGUGAAGGAACAGAUCCUUAGACAUCAUAGUGAAAAACUGGCUAUUGCAUUUGCAUUAAUAAAUAGUCCAGGGUAUACUACGCUGAGGAUCAUGAAGAACCUUAGAGUUUGUAAUGACUGCCAUUCUGCCAUAAAAUAUAUCUCCAAGCUAGUGGGAAGAGAAAUUAUAGUAAGAGAUGUCACGCGUUUUCAUCAUUUCAAGGAUGGUUCUUGUUCCUGUCAGGAUUACUGGUAG